Messenger RNA from Vitrella brassicaformis, 610 nucleotides. The record is from the annotation of a GenBank genome assembly. Lineage: Eukaryota; Vitrellaceae.
AUGGGAGUGACGCUGAACCUCCUCCUCACCAUCUGCGAGGUGGCGGCAUCGCUAUCCGGCGAAGGCAUCGCCAUCGCCAUCGGGACCGGGCUGGCCAUCGCCUGCAUCGGCUUCAUGCUGAAGCUGAAGCGCAACGGUGCCAGCAGUGCAGCCGCGGCCCCUUCGCGCAGCCAUCGCCGUGUGAUGGCCGACGUGUGUGUGCGUAAGGAGCGGCGUGUGCCCGCGGCGAGAGAGGAAGAGUGCAACGACAACACCGAGGGGGGCUCAUGUAAGCGCAUCAUGAUGGAUGCAUUGCAAUGCAUGAAUCUGUCUGUGUUGUGUGCAGGCCCCAUCUGCGUCGGGGGGUUCAGAGGCGUGGCUAUCAGACAAUACCCGUGCUGCCUCAACAAGGUCCGUCCGUCCUCAUGACACUAUGCAAUGCGUCCGUCCAUGCGUGUGUAGUGGUGUUGUGUUGUGUGUGUCAGGUGUGCGCCCCCUGCUACAAGCGCAUCCGGAUUGAGCGGGACACCUGCCCCUUCUGCAAUGUCAACCUGGACUUCCUCGACAGGAAGGCCCGCCUCUUCGUGGACCUCACACGGCCACUGCCGGGCGCAUGAUGAACUAACUCGAC